GCACAAACAACCGUUUCAGUUUUGCUACGGAUACGGACGUGAAAUGGUCAACGUUAAAUUACUGGUGUUCGCUAUCGGCGUCGUCGUCAUUGCCCGGUCGGAACGGCUUGGGGACGACCCGUUCAAUGAUGGAUUCCUGGCGCAGGUGCAACGUCACGCCAAAACCUGGACCCCGGACGCGACCUUCCGCGACGGGAUUCGGUUUGAAAACUUCCAGAACAUGAAGGGCAUUUUCGAGAGCAAAAUCGGCUUCCGGUUGCCAACGAAGAGACACGACGUGGCCUACAACAUGGAUAUUCCGGAGUUCUUCGAUGCGAGGGAGAAGUGGCCGUACUGCAAGUCGAUUUCUACCAUUAAGAACCAGGGGCUGUGUGGGGCGUGCUGGGCAGUGGCAGCGGUCAGCGUGAUGUCCGAUCGGUUGUGUAUCCACUCGGAGGGAAAGUUCGAUGUGGAACUGGCUGCGGAGGACCUGAUGGGAUGCUGUAAGGAUUGUGGCAAUGGAUGUAACGGAGGAUUUUUGGACGGGACUUCGUUCCAGUACUGGGUGGAUGUGGGAUUGGUGAGCGGUGCGGCGUACAACAGCACGGACGGAUGCAAGCCGUAUCCGUUUAAGCCAUGUUUGUAUCCGUUUGUGGGAUGCCAUCCGGAGAAGACACCUUCGUGUACUCAUCAUUGCACUGAAGGGUAUGACGGAACGUACCGAAGGGAUAAAUACUACGGAUCGGCGGCAUACAAACUUCCGAACGAUGAGCGGAUGAUCCAGCUGGAGAUUAUGACCAAUGGACCGGUUGAGUCUGGAUUUUCGGUGUAUCAGGAUUUGUAUCUGUACAAAACCGGAGUGUACCAACACGUGGUGGGACGAGAGGUAGGAAAGCAUGCGGUCAGGUUGAUUGGAUGGGGUAAGGAACGAGGCGUACCAUACUGGUUGAUAGCCAAUUCGUACGGCGAAGAUUGGGGUGAGCAUGGCUACUUCAAGUUCCUCCGUGGUUCGAACCAUUUGGGAAUCGAGUCAGUAGUGAUCGCCGGACUUCCCAAGGUGUAAAGGCCAGAUUUCGGCAUGCAAUCAAUUGGCGAAAGUUCGUAAAAAAUCUAAUAUCGGCUUUGUUUUAUUUUCACCUUCCGUUUUGCUUCCGACGUCUCUGCUUCUUUUUUCAUAAAUGGAUUCCUGCUUUGUUUCCACUGAACGCGCGAUUUAGCAACAGCAAUUUCUUAAAAACUACAUUCUUCCCUUUCAUUUGCCCGCUCUCAUUGUUUACUACUUAUUUUUCCUAACGCCCACACAAAAGUAUCCAAUUUGCAAUACAAAUACCUCUCUACAACACUAUUGGUUCGAUUCACAAAAUUGUUUCGCAAUAUAUGUACUGUCCUACAACUGCCAGGAGGAACAGCGAAUCGGCAUGAAAUUCAGCAACUCUAAAUCGCGUGUUCCCUCCUAAUAGCAGAGAUUUUUACAUUAAAUAUUGUGUUACUUUGCUUGCGUGUGUCUUACGUUCUAUUUUACGGACUGUUUCCUUCAUUUGUUUCCUUAUUAAACUUCAUUUGUAUAAACUUUGUUUUCUGAUUUUUUGUAACAACGAUUUUCCCUUCAAAAGAAAAGAAAUCCCUAAUGCUGACUGUUAGCUUCUAAACCCAUCCACAGUACUUUCGCUUAUUUGUUUUAAUUGUUUGCUUUAUUCUCUCGGUUCACAAAUGCGCGCAGCUUAUUUAGAUAUAAAUAGUAAAAUUACCGGAGCAAAAAGCUCCAUCGUCCACGCCAUUCAUUCCACAUCCCAUCAGCUCUUGGGGUACGACAACAUUCUCUCAAUUUCGCAAUAAUCUAAUCGGUUUUUGUUUAGGAAAAGAAUUUACCUAGCAGCUAGAAACAAAAGAA
Aedes aegypti (yellow fever mosquito) is the source of this 1870-nucleotide messenger RNA. Its product is annotated as cathepsin B-like cysteine proteinase 3. Bases 44 to 1042 code for a protein of 332 amino acids. Gene Ontology annotation, molecular function: cysteine-type endopeptidase activity. The record is from RefSeq and is a predicted model, not a curated record. The transcript has a single exon. Gene Ontology annotation, cellular component: lysosome. NCBI's taxonomy places the organism in Eukaryota, Metazoa, Arthropoda, Insecta, Diptera, Culicidae.